Molecule: messenger RNA, 1194 nt
Organism: Zygosaccharomyces rouxii
Lineage: Eukaryota; Fungi; Ascomycota; Saccharomycetes; Saccharomycetales; Saccharomycetaceae
Gene: EFM2
Product: S-adenosylmethionine-dependent methyltransferase
Exons: 1
Coding region: 1-1194 (397 amino acids)
Source: RefSeq, a predicted model, not a curated record
AUGUUUGAUCCCUUAGAUCUGUAUACUCCAGAAGAUAUUGCAGAUGCUCCCCCGGACCAAGUCAAUUUGCUCCUGAGCUCGAAAGAUUCUGAAUCGAUUCAUGAUAGUGAUUUCAACGAUGAAGAUGAGAAUCUACCCAUUGAUUCUCUAGAUCUGCCCUCAGUUCACUACGCACCACCUGAAGCGAUACUAUGCAUAUUAUUGCUAUUAAAGCCUACCGAUCAAAUCAAUUUCCAACAUAGCAAGGAUAGUAAUUUGACUACUUCACAGAUAUGCCUUCAGAAGGGAAUUUCAAUGGAAUUGAUAAAUGCUACGGUAAAAUAUUACCAAACUUGGGGUAAUAAGAGGCUAGAUACAGAAAAGAAAAUAUGUGAAAAAAUACCGACACUGGCGACCAUUGCGGAAACUUUAUUGAAUUACUAUACUCUAAUUUUAAAACAUUACGAAAAGACUUCAAAUUGGAUCCAAGAUCAAAUUGUAAAGGAAGCUAGUAUGAGAAUUUGUGAAAAUUGUGGUAGAACGGCCUUACCCACCAUGUCAAGGCGUUUCACUUUCGAAAACUUUUCAAGAAAUAUUGAAAUUUACGAGCCUUCCUUGACCGCCGAUAAUCUUGGUUGGAAGACGUGGGGAUCCUCAUUUAUUUUAUCACAAAAAUUAAUCAAAAUUGUUCCUCAUUUCAAUCCUACUAAAUUACACAGAGUGCUAGAACUUGGAUCUGGGACUGGACUGGCAGGUAUAUCUUGGCUUAUGAAAUGGAUUGAAAUUCAUGGUAAUUCCAACAUUGAAAUGUUUUUUACCGAUUUACAGGAAAUUGUACCCAAUUUGAGGAAAAAUGUAGAGAUUAAUGGGAUAUCUGAUAAUUCUGUGGUGGACACUUUAGAUUGGACUUGUCCCGAGGAUUUUGUUGACAAAUACUCUAGUGAAAAGUUCGAUAUCAUUAUAGUAUCGGAUCCAAUAUAUUCACCUAAUCAUCCAAAACUAGUUGUGGACAUGAUAAGCUUGUUCUUAUCAACAAAUGGUAUUUGCCAUCUUGAAAUCCCACUGAGAGAUAAGUACUCAAAGGAGAGGAAUAGUUUGUGGGAACUAUUAGAAAAAAAUAGUUUGCAAGUAAUAGAACAAGAAAAUGAUCAAGGUAUGGAUGACUGGGGAAAGGUCAACUACUUGUAUCAAAGGAUAGAAUGGAAAAAAAAGUAA